GAUCUUGAUUUGGAUGCAUUCGCCGAAGAACUGGCACGGCAAGGCUUUGGCAAUAAAAGUAUUACCUUAUACGAUAUUCGAGCGGAGCUAAAUCACCGGUACAAGGAUCUUCGGAUCCCAUACGAAAGCCCGUCCGCUGAGCGAGUCUUCACGAUGCUGACCAAGGAAACUUCCGAUUCGAUCGGGAAGCUAGUGAUGGGACGAGUAAUGCACAUAGUUUACCGUAAACCAAAAGGUCCAGAAGAAAACGAAAGAGUGCCGCCCGUCAGAGAUGAACGAACGGGCCAGUGGAAAUGCCAGUAUUGUUUUAAGCCAGAUUUCAGCAAUACGAAUGAGGUUUGGCAGCAUAUUGAUUCGUGCCCAGGCCAACCAGUGGGUGUUAGAGUGCGCUUCGACAGUGGUAUCACCGGCUUUAUUCCAAAUAAAUAUUUGUCCGAUCGGCCUGAUUCGUUUGUGGAUCCGGGCGAAAGAGUUCGGCGUAAUCAGCCUGUUUACUGCCGAAUAUUGGAAUUGGAUCCGGACAAAUUUUCGGCAACGUGUUCGUGCCGUUCUUCUGAUCUCAGAGGUCUUCAGCCACAAAACAGCGAAUAUGAUCGAUAUUUUGACAGGCAAACGUGUCAGGUAACUGGUGUUUCAAGCUUGCGAAAAAUAUACGUUUUUCCAUUUUUUGAUGUUGUUGCUUUGCUUACUGAGAUGCACUUGUUUUACAGGAGGACGAUGAAAAGGCCAGAAAAUUAA
Molecule: messenger RNA, 738 nt
Organism: Gongylonema pulchrum
Lineage: Eukaryota; Metazoa; Nematoda; Chromadorea; Rhabditida; Gongylonematidae
Source: the annotation of a GenBank genome assembly